Molecule: messenger RNA, 1136 nt
Organism: Planococcus citri (citrus mealybug)
Lineage: Eukaryota; Metazoa; Arthropoda; Insecta; Hemiptera; Pseudococcidae
Product: protein FAM8A1-like
Exons: 4
Coding region: 141-977 (278 amino acids)
Source: RefSeq, a predicted model, not a curated record
AACAAUCUAAAAUGUUUGAUAUGAUGAAUAUUAUUCUCUAAAUUUAAUGUAAAAAUACCAUAGUUUGUAAAUUCUUACUCUUAGAUGUGUUUGAACGUAAAUUUCAGUGAGUAAAUUGCUUGUAUACUAGUUCGUUUGGGAUGAAUAAUCAGUUUUCGGAAAAUGACAAUCAUAUGGCGGAUACCUCUGAUAACACCGAAUUCUCUUCGGUCGAAUAUUUCAAAUCGUUGGAGAAAUGGGUGCAAGAUGUCACAUUCUGGCAAUACUUCAACUCUGUAACCUUUCAUUCAUUCUUGAUAAAUCAAACCGCUACAGCGAGGCUAUCCGGAGCUACUCCUGGAGCUCCUCCUGGGCCACGAAGAGCACCUCGACGUCCUGUAAUAUCGCGUCCGGAAAGAAUUAGAGGUAUCGAGUGUCGUGUACCUUCGUUAUGGAAAAGACUCGUAGCCGAAUUUAUCGAUUUUAUGUGCCUGUUUUUUGUGAAGUUACUUGCCACGUUUAUAUUAGUGGAUUUCUUGGAUAUUAUUGACUGGAAUAGAUACGAUUUUGAUUCGUUGAUACAAAGAACAUGGCGUCUCGAUUACAGUGCCGCUGUGGAAUUAACAUCGGAAUUAAUGAUCGUAGAAUUCGCUCAUAGGAUUACCGUUUGUAUAUUCGAGAGUUUUUGGCUAUAUCGUGGAUUACGAGGUGUUAUCGGCGGAGCAACGCCGGGCAAGAAGCUGAUGCACUUACGAGUAGUGUACUGCGAACGAAUUACUACCAUUAGAACUGAGCCAGAUUUUGUCGUAUUAAUCGAACCGGGUACUGAUCUCGGAAUAUUACGAGCUUCGGUGCGAUCGUUUAUUAAGAACUUCAUUUUAGCAUUAUUUUUACCUUUUACUUUCGUAUGUUUAUACUUUCAAUACAAUCGAGCUACUCAUGAUGUGAUAGCUCAAUCGAUAGUUAUCGAAGAACCAGUCAGAUAUCAAACUGAGUGAUGUUCGUUUUAUUGAGCGUGUAAAUUUUAUUUUAAUUUUUAAAACGAUGUUUUUUUUCUUCUCUAAACCCAACGUUACCAAUAUGAAUGUGUCACUUGAAAAUUUUAAUUAUGUACUUACUUAAUAACUACGAAGGAAUAAAUGUGUUUUACCAUUGUA